ACGAGCGUUGAUCUUGUAAAGGAAAUGCCAGUUACCGUAAAACGUCUUCUUCUCAGAUCUGAAAAGGGUGAAGAAGAGUGAGUUGAUACGGAAGUAUGUACUUAGUGGCAAUUAGUCAUUAAACAUUGCUUGAAAGGGGCUAGCUUUCCGGCUUACCCAAAAGACAUGUACAUUUGAGAUAUCGUUAGUUUCAACCAUUUCCAAAACCAAUGAAACUCUCCACUUCAGAGGCGUUCACAGAUAACAGUAAUGCGGCAAAGGACAAGAAAACAAUCCAAAAAAGUGCUCAAUCAUGACGAACUUCUAGGUCAGACUGGAAUCCGAGGUUGCAAAUCUUGACAACGAAAAGGCGCUUUUUCUAUAAAAACGAGUCCAAUCGAACAUUUUUAGGCUUCCUUACCGCUCCGGAGAAUGAAAUCCCUGCACCUGUAGAUGAAAACUUUGAUAUUUAUCUUUCACUUUAUACUGAUAUUUUUUUUUUCGGGAUUUACCUCGCUGAUGGACGGAAGCGGUAAAACACGCGCAAUAAAUCUGGACCAUCAAUCGAAUUGAAGAAGCAAUGGAUUUUUCUCUUUUCAAAAGAGAUAAAUUUGUUAGCCACAGGAAGGAAAGCAAAUUUGGUACAUGGUUGACAAGUAAUUGAGGUCGAGUGGCUUCCAAAGCCAGAUCAUUGUCAUUUCUACUUAUCUUGAAAAAGAGGAUUCAUUUUCCCUCCCCUACAGAUCAUUGUUUUCACUCGUUUCCCGAGCAUGGUGUGCCGCUCUUGACAAUGAUGAGGUGAAUUAUAGUGGCUCUAGGGUGAACUACUUUUAGCCUUCAGAAUUUAAUGAUUUUUUAGUGGACUCCCUCACUGCUACUGGGUAUGGGAUCCCCGGCAGUUCAAGAACCAAUGGACUCAACCACACCGAUCAGUGGCCACUGCUCAGUCAAUGUCGUGAACGUGGAAGAGGAUCCCAGUUUCGUGAUUCCCCCCUCGCCCAGUCCAACCACCAUUAAAGCGUCGACUUCCCAUGAAUCGCCACGAUCACCCGGACUCAGAUCCGUUGACAUUCGAAAGGCUUCGUUUGGCAGCGGCAAAGGUUGUGUCAUUCAGUCCACUUCCGGUGUGCAAUACAUUGACUGCGUGAGUAAGGAUGUUCUCUUGGGCCACGCCAACUUGAAGAUCAUGGAAACCACCAAUCAACAGACCUUGAGUAGCAAUGUGGGCCUCCUGCACACCAAUACGGCUGAGCUAACACGCCGACUAGUGUCGCUCCUCCCUGCCCCCUUGACGGCUUGUUUCUUCGUCAAUUCGUAUUCCGAGGCCAAUGACCUGGCCUUGACCAUGGCAGCGUGUUACACGGGCUCAGAGGAGGUGAUUUGUCUGGAAAAAGCCGACCAUGGAAAGACCUCGACCUGCCUCAAGAUAUCUCGGGACCGAUCCCCUCACUUUGGCAAAUGCAGAGUGCUCAAUACCGUGCCCAUUCCAGAUUCGUAUCGCGGCAAGAUUCGGGAAGGGGAAUUUCCCGUGGAUGACAUUGGUUGGAUGUAUUCAGGCGAUGUCAAAGAGGUUUGCCACAACAUUGUCUCUGAGAGCCGAAAAGUGGGUGCCUUCAUUUGUGAACCCAUCAUUCAUCAAGCCGGGCACAUUUCAUUGCCCGAUCGCUACCUAACUGAGGUCUAUCGAUGCGUUCAAUCUCACCAAGGGAUCUUAAUUUCCGACGAGACCUACUCUGGCUUGGGUCGAACAGGUGAUUUCACUUGGGGGUUUCAAAAAUACGAUGUCAUCCCUGAUAUCGUCACAAUUGGCAAAGGCCUAGCUAAUGGCCAUCCAUUGGCUGCAGUUGUUACCAGCAAGGAAAUUGCCAAAAAGAUCACGUCCAUCGUCUCCUACUACAACUUUCUAGGCGAUCCCAUUAGCUGUGCUAUAGCUCUUUCCGUCUUGGAGCAAUUGGACGAGACCAAAGUCCUGGAAAACGUUCGCAAAGUUGGAAAGUACUUGCUAUUGAAGCUCUCUCAAUUUUCCGAGCGUUUUGAUUUCGUAGGUCAAGUUCGAGGCCAAGGUUUGUCUCUCGCCCUCGAUCUCGUUCACUCAGAUUCAAGGGAACCUAAUACGGUGGCGGCUCAAUUCGUCCGACAAAAAAUGUUCGAGAGGCAAGUGGUGGUUGAGCUGUCGGGAUUUCAUCGAAGUAUCAUUGGUUUAUCCCCUCCGCUAGUUUUAACGAUGCAAGAGGCAAUGAGCGUGGCCCUAAAAAUGUCUGAGGUCUUACAAGAAGCUGAAAAAGUGUUUGGAAGGAAACGGCAAAAAAGCGACGACGAGAACACUGAUGACUGCUUUCCUAAAGGACAUAUUUCCAAUCAUCCCAAACGAAUGAGGCGAUAAAAGUGGCUACUUAGGUACGUGAUCUCACCGUCGAGCCAGUGGAAGGAAGCUCAGAAGAACGUUUAAGGAAAGCUAGUGAGCAAAUAGAGCAAUCACCAGAUAAAAAUCGACCUUCUUGAAACAUGAUUUGUUGUUAUUCGUCCAAAAAUAAUGAGUAUUUGAAUCAUGCCACACGUCAAACAUAGAGUUAGUUGAAUUGCUUACAACUGUCUACACUUAAAGUACAAUAUUUCACACGAAAAAUAUUCAAUGUGAUGGAAAGGUCCAUUUUUCAUAAUAAAAUACAGGUUU
This is a messenger RNA of Tigriopus californicus, 2653 nucleotides long. RefSeq names its product ethanolamine-phosphate phospho-lyase-like. Lineage: Eukaryota; Metazoa; Arthropoda; Copepoda; Harpacticoida; Harpacticidae. The transcript has 5 exons. Gene Ontology annotation, molecular function: transaminase activity; pyridoxal phosphate binding. Bases 863 to 2362 code for a protein of 499 amino acids. The record is from RefSeq and is a predicted model, not a curated record. Gene Ontology annotation, cellular component: mitochondrion.